UCUGUGCUCAAACGCAACGUUUGUGCUUGCCUUCUCCAGCCAAAGACAGCUGACCGGACCUCAUCCCCUUUCCCCGAAUCGAAUUAGGCGAGACCAGUUUUUUUGUGGCCAGCAAUGACGUGCUGAGGUCGUCGCUCGAAUGUUUAUACGCUCUCGCUUCUUUCUCGUAAUUUGAGUGUGUUUUUUCGGAUUUCGGUGUUUUGCCAAAAUAUCAACAAAAAUUGUAUCUAUAUUUCUGCUAACGGAAAGCGGUAACAAGCAACAGCAACAAACUACAAUUCACAUUUCAAGUUAACAAUUUUAUAUCGAUUUUGACGAAAUGUCCACCCAGCAAAAGCAAUCCCGAUGGUAUUUUGGCGGCUUGGCCAGUGCUGGCGCUGCCUGCUGCACACAUCCUUUGGACUUGAUUAAGGUGACUCUGCAAACGCAGCAAGGGAAACUGUCUGUCCUACAGUUGGUGCCAAAAAUUAUACGCGAACAGGGCGUAUUGGCUUUUUACAGUGGACUAUCGGCAUCCAUGUUGCGGCAGUUAACGUACUCGACAACUCGUUUUGGUGCCUACGAAGUGGGAAAGGAUUUCAUUAACACAGACACCUUCACGGGCAAAAUAGCAUUGGCGGGGCUCUCUGGUCUAGCUGGCGGUAUAGUGGGUACACCGGCAGAUAUGGUCAAUGUGAGAAUGCAGAAUGAUGUGAAGCUACCCAAGGAGCAACGUAGAAAUUACAAAAAUGCCAUUGAUGGACUCUUCAAAGUCUACCGACAGGAAGGAUUCACGCGUCUGUUCUCUGGUGCCACAACUGCAACUGGUCGUGGCAUACUAAUGACCAUUGGACAGAUUGCCUUCUAUGAUCAGACAAAGGUUUACCUGCUGUCGACACCCUAUUUCAAGGAUAACCUGGUAACGCAUUUCACUGCCUCUCUGGUAGCUGGCACUAUAGCUACUACACUAACCCAACCAUUGGAUGUGCUGAAGACACGAUCAAUGAACGCCAAACCCGGAGAAUACAACGGGCUUUGGGAUAUUGUACGACACACAGCCAAACUGGGUCCCAUGGGCUUCUUCAAGGGCUACAUUCCGGCUUUUGUGCGUCUGGGUCCUCAUACCAUAAUCACGUUUGUGUUCUUGGAACAGUUACGUCUCAACUUUGGCUACAUCAAGUCCAGUUAACUCUAGUUAAAUCUAAGUUAAAAGAUGUUUAGCAAGAAACCCAAUCGUAAUGCUAACAUUCCAGCUACAUUCGGCUGCAUUUGUGCUUAAGCUUUAAUUAAGCCAAAAUAUAUUAUUUGUUAACUAUAAAGAUGCUUUAAUUGUUGCAUAUUAUGUCUUAGCUUCAUAUAAAUAACUUUGAGAGAUUAGA
Messenger RNA from Drosophila willistoni, 1358 nucleotides. RefSeq names its product mitochondrial dicarboxylate carrier (gene Dic1). NCBI's taxonomy places the organism in Eukaryota, Metazoa, Arthropoda, Insecta, Diptera, Drosophilidae. Gene Ontology annotation, biological process: phosphate ion transmembrane transport; malate transmembrane transport; oxaloacetate transport. The record is from RefSeq and is a predicted model, not a curated record. Gene Ontology annotation, molecular function: succinate transmembrane transporter activity; malate transmembrane transporter activity; oxaloacetate transmembrane transporter activity. The transcript is spliced from 3 exons. The coding region runs from base 320 to 1168 and encodes 282 amino acids.